This is a messenger RNA of Drosophila rhopaloa, 466 nucleotides long. Its product is annotated as enhancer of split mbeta protein. Lineage: Eukaryota; Metazoa; Arthropoda; Insecta; Diptera; Drosophilidae. Gene Ontology annotation, cellular component: nucleus. Gene Ontology annotation, biological process: anterior/posterior pattern specification; regulation of transcription by RNA polymerase II; regulation of neurogenesis. Gene Ontology annotation, molecular function: RNA polymerase II cis-regulatory region sequence-specific DNA binding; DNA-binding transcription factor activity, RNA polymerase II-specific; protein dimerization activity. The transcript has 2 exons. The coding region runs from base 17 to 466 and encodes 149 amino acids. The record is from RefSeq and is a predicted model, not a curated record.
CUGGGCCCGGCUAACGAUGCCAAGUCAAAAGGAUCAGGAAUCCGAUGGACUGAGCGCGGUGGGGGCCAUGUCCCGCACCCAUCAGUACCGCAAGGUGAUGAAGCCACUGCUGGAGAGGAAGAGGAGGGCUCGCAUCAACCGCUGUCUGGAGGAGCUGAAGGACCUGCUCAAGGAGAUGACCUAUGUGGACGCCGAAACCUUGGUCAAACUGGAGAAGGCCGACAUCCUGGAGCUGACCGUUCACCAUCUUCACAGGCAGCGCUGCUCUGAGGCCACGCCCAUCGCCGCCCUCUCCGCCAGCCAACUGCAGCGACUUUCGAUGGAGCGGUACUGGUGCGGAUUUCGCCAGUGCGCCUUGGAAGUGUCCCGAUUUCUGCAACGUAACGAUUGCCAUCUCAGCGACAGGUUCCUCGAAGAGAUGGAGCAGCUGGUGCCCUCCAAGCCACGCCUCUGGAGACCUUGGUAG